CGUGGUCGGAGAAUCAUAGCGAGCCCUUACCUUUCCCACAAGCCUUGAACUCUCCACAAUUCAUUCACAGGUCUGUGUUUCAGGGGUUCGUGUUGGGGGCCAAUUGGGUUCGACGUUGGGGACGUCCCUCGGAGUGUGUUGAUGGCUGAUUCGGAGCCGUUUUAUUCAAUUGGCGAUGUCAGUUCUUUUUCUUUUUCUUUUUCUUUCCCUUGCGCUGUGUUGGACCCUCGUGGAAUUAAACCCUAGGAUUGUGGGAUCAUUUCGAGGUGGGUUCUAAAGGAGACUAACUCUUGUUUCUCUCGGUUUUCGAGAUUUUUCGUGAUGGAUAGGUUGCAGAUUCUGCAGGUGCGGAUUUCAUGAAAACUCUGUAGAGCUUUCUAUUGAUUGGGAUUUUGCAGUAAUACUGGCAAACAGUGGAAUUAAUUAGUAAGAGAGAGGCUGAGCUAGUCGUGACGCUUCGGAGGCCUUGAAAUCUGGCCUAUUUUGAUCUGAAUUUUGAGGACCAUCUGUCGGUUGCCGCUUGCAGCUGUGGGGUUGUCGUUUAGUCUCGUAGAGUGGAGAAUUCCGCUGAUCGUACUUGAUCGAAUUUAGUUUCAUCGGGGUAACGGUAUGGGGGCUUGCGUAUCGUGCGGGCAUGAUCCUGGCCUCGAGAAACCUAAACCACCUCAGCAGAGCGCACACCGAUCCAGCAGUGAUUGCAACGGCGAUGUUUCGAAGUUUGGUCCCCGGAAUGCACAGAAACGACCAUUGUUAGCGCCUCAUCCUCUUGCGAAUCCGAAGAACUUGUGCUUCGCUUACAAAAAUCAGAUAGUGUCUACGGUUGUCAGCGAGACCACUGUGCUCGAGGAUCUGAACUUGUUUCUGCUUUCCUCUUUUGGAAUUUCAGACUCCACGUACGUAGUGUCCGGAAUUCUUGUCACAGUCACUGGCCCUCUAAUGCCAUUCUUCAUGUUACCGUACUUGCAUCCCAACAAGUCAGACAAUCCGUAUCCCAUUGUGGUCGCACUUAUCAAGGAUUUUUCAAUUGGCAACUGGGGAUGUGCUCCCGAUGAGCAAGAGCAAAAUGAAGCGACACUGGAAUGGGCGGAAAUUGAAGAAUGUAUGAAAUCAUGUGGGGAGGAUGAUGAGCAGCUGUAUUCGUCUUCAGCCUCAGCGUUGCUGGCAGCUCAAUUCUACGGUCUUCUUCGUCGGUAUGGCCACGUCAAAGGCAGUGCCCGACAGUUUAUUCAGCUGAGGACAACGAAAGGGAAGGUGACGAAAACUGCUAAAGAAGUGCCAAUUUUCGAUGUGGAAUUGGUGGAGGCUUAUCUUGCAUUGCAGAAUCUUGCCUACAAGCUCUUCAAGCUUUUGUGCCAUCCUCAUCUAACGCCAGAGUCGCAUCUCUCCCCUGAAUUAUACUCUUCUCUUCUCGACGCGCCUUGUACAUCAUUAAAUGCUUUCAACGAGUGUCCGUCGGUUCCACAUCAUCAAUUCAUUGGCACCAACGUUUUUCGGAUUUAUCAGUAUUUGCGGGAGGCGCAACCUAAUGGUGUCGAUUCCAAGGAUCGGAGUGAAGGCCCCCAAGUUGAGGAUGCGCAACCUCCCGGACUUCUUGGUGCGGCGACCACCGUUCACUCUGACAUGGGCCUGCUCACAGUGAGCCCUCAAUCGAAUCUGCCUGGACUUACUGUGCUCAAGCACUCAGAUGCAAGCCGAUGGGUGAACGUGGAGAUGAAGCAUGGCUCGACGUGUGCAGAUGGCAGCGACUUGAAGAACUACGUUUUCGUGUUCAUUGGCGAAACUUUAGCGCAGUUGACGAAGGGCUCUCUACUUGCUCCCCUACAUUUUGUUGAUGAGCGCACCCCCACGAAGCCCCGCUUCAGUAUGCCGUUCUUUCUCAGAGCUCGCCAAAAAUGUGUUAUCCCAGCGGUGGAGGGUUUCGGUGAAGAGAUGACAGUAGAAUAUUUCAUGUCGCAAGUGCUGCAGCAACGGAAGCAAGUGUGGGGUCACAAACCUACGACAGAUUUUUGAGCCCUCCAGUGAUAGUUGGGUGAUACUCCACUGUGUGACAAUUAAAGUGAAUCAUAGGAUCCGUCGGCGGAUAUGUUCAUCUAGCAGACAAGUAGGGUUGUGUGUACAAAAUUUACGAAUUGAUCCCAUUUUGUGGGUCUCUAAACAUGGAGGUGUUGAACUUGUUGCUCAUUCCUGCCAUAUUAGUGCUCCGCUGCCUUAAGUGAAGAGAGACUCAUUCGGAGCUGGUUGACCUUGGCUACGUUGGAAAAGAGAACAGCGUCGGAAGCUUUGAUCGCUUGGUUGUACAUCGAAAUUUGACAUAUAUUCUAAAUUUGAAGUGAUCUUGGAGCGGCAAUUAAUUUGCGGACUUCAAGUCUUCGAAUUUGUUAACGCUCUAUGAAUUCCAGCUUAUCGGUAAAA
This is a messenger RNA of Physcomitrium patens, 2412 nucleotides long. The record is from RefSeq and is a predicted model, not a curated record. NCBI's taxonomy places the organism in Eukaryota, Viridiplantae, Streptophyta, Bryopsida, Funariales, Funariaceae.